Prunus dulcis (almond) is the source of this 2773-nucleotide messenger RNA. RefSeq lists its product as uncharacterized. The record is from RefSeq and is a predicted model, not a curated record. The transcript has 10 exons. The coding region runs from base 303 to 2405 and encodes 700 amino acids. Lineage: Eukaryota; Viridiplantae; Streptophyta; Magnoliopsida; Rosales; Rosaceae.
CUGAAGAGGGGUGAAGAGGGGUUCCCUUCCCGUCCAUCUCUGUAGCCUUUAGAUUUAUUUUCUCUUUACGAACUCUCUCGCUCUCUCUCCACCCCGUCGGAACUCUCUCCUUUCCCUUCUUUGCCUCACUUUCUCGCGUAUUCUCGGCGAUUUUCCUUCCCGCCAAACACUCCCAAUCUCCCUCCCGCCCGCUUCGAAUCCCCCAGAUCGCCUGAGCUUCUCUUUAUAUCGAACCGAUCUCUUCUCACACCUCCACUGAGGCAUCUAGUGCUCUGGUGGAUUUGAAGUUUCUGUGUGAAUAGAUGCCAAUUGCUAAACUUAAGGCCUCAAACACUCUGGAUGCUAUGAAAUCAGAGGAGGGAAACGAUUCCCUUGACACUAUCAUCAGACAAGUUGCAAAAGAGCCUUCCAUUUCUUUCUCCAGGGCUGGGGAUAGUCCGGUCCCGUGGAUUCAACUACUUCAUGCCUUAGAUCAACAAGAACUUCCAGGUUGGCCCUUGCACUCGCCCAUUAAAGUGCAGUUGCAAAAAUGUGACAAAUGUCCCCGCGAGUUUUGUUCAUCCAUCAACUACAGAAGACACAUACGUGUGCACCAUCGCUUGAAAAAGCUUGAUAAGGAUUCUUCUAAAAAUAGGGAGCUUCUAGGGGCAUUUUGGGAUAAGCUAUCGCCAGAAGAGGCAAAAGAAGCUACAUCAUUCAAGAAUGUAACUUUGGAGGAAGUUCCAGGGUCUUCAAUCAUAAAGGCAUUGACGACACAUAUUCGGAAACCAGGAUUUUCUUCAAUGCCCCACAUUUAUUUGAAGGCUGGUUCUGCCCUUUUGGAUAUUGUCCAAGCUAGACCUUCCAGGUUUCCCAUUUCUUCCCAGGAGUUAUUUUCUAUCCUUGAUGAUGCAAGUGAAAAGACGUUCUUAUCUGGGACAGCCAUAUCAAUGCAAAGAUAUAUUUUUGAUGGGGAAGCUGGGAAGGUUGGCCUUGAAUCAAAGAACUUAGUUGCUUGUACAAGCUUCUUGGUGGAACAAAAAUUGGUGAAAGCCUGGCAUGCUGACAAGGAUGCUGAAGCUUUGAGGUUACAGAAGUUGCUAGUGGAGGAAGAAGAAGCUGCUCAGAGAAGGCAAGCAGAGCUCAUGGAAAGGAAAAGGCAGAAGAAGCUUAGGCAGAAAGAACAAAAGGCAAAGGAUCAAAGACAUGGGGUUCAAGUCGAUGUUAAAGAGAACAUUGACGAAACACUGGAGGCUGAGCCACUGGUAGAAACAUCUAGUCCUUCAGCAACAUUUGAUUCUGACACGACCAGUUCAGAUGUGCAGGCUCAUGAUAGCUUAUCUCUCGAAGCAUUCCAACUUUCAACUGCUGAUGAAAAUGUGGAUCCCGAAUCUCAGACUGAAUUUAUCCAUGGACAUACUGAUUCGGUGAGUGGUCCAAAUGUUGAACGGCGAAUGGUGCAAGGAAGUGGUUGUCGGCGUGCAGUUGUUGCCCGAUGGCAGGUGUUGUCAAAAUCACAGCGGGGUGUGCCUAAUGGAUUUCAUGGAGGUCAGAGCUCUCAAACAUCGAAGCUUUCAUCCGUACAAAAUCAUGGUAACCACAGGGAUUCAAGGACUGCUUCUAGUGGCAAUAAAGUCUGGAGUCGAAAGCCUAAACCAGAAUAUAAUGGGGGAAGCUUGAAAGCUGGAGUACAGAAGGAAGCAACUGAACCAGAUCAAAUUAAGAACCAAGAGGUUUUGAUUGGUUCCAUAUCGGUCAAUCUUGGAAAUUGUUCCCAAGAAAGUGAUAAUCUGGCCGGAGUUGAUGAUGAUUGCCUUUUGGAGCAUCAAAUUCCAAAGAACAAUGCUCACGAUAAAACCAAUAAACCUGAUUUGGUACAUAGUGGCACAAAUCGGUCAACAGUGAAGCUUUGGAGGCCUGUGAGCCGGCAUGGAACAAAGGGUCCUAUGGCAAUUCAGAAUGGCAACAGAGCAUCUGAAAUUGACGUGGUAGCUGAAAAGGGCAACAGUCAAAACCCUUCCAGUGAAAAUUGUCCAAGAUCGGGUGUCAUGGAUGGCGGUAAAGAUGGAAAUGGGAAUGGCUCUACUCACCUGGAUGAAACUGGAAGCUUGAGGUUCUCUUGCCGUGCAGCAAAAGAUUUUCUUGCACAGAGGUGGAAGGAAGCUAUUGCGGCAGACCAUGUAGAAUUGGUUCUAUUACAAGACUCUGAGCCUCCCAGGUGCCCAGACAAUCAAAAUGACGGCGAAGUAGAAUCUAGUCAUUCAUUGAAGUUUAAACGCAGCAUUCUUGGCAAUGCAGAAAACCGGCUUGUAAAUGUAGAGGGACUUGAGGUUCCAACUGCUGGAGCUGCUAAAGUCAAGUACAGGACGAAGCCUGAAAAGGGUUUGAAGAUAAAAUACAUUCCCAAACAGAGCACAGUUACCUAGCGAUAGAGGGGAAAGGGAUGGUUUUUGUUUUUGUUUUUUUUUUGGUUAUACGAUGUGCACAGUUUAGCCCAGUCAUUAUAUUCUUAGCAGAGGGUUCCAGUUUUACCAGUGGUCUUCUGUCAGAAAAUUGAAGAAAAGUUUUGGAAGAUGAGUUUUAUAGUUCUGCCUUUUUUUUUCUUUUGUUGUCACAGCAGAUUGAUUUAGUGAGAUUUUGAGAUUUUCUUCUUUGUUUCUUUUCUUGCUUAAUUGUCAAAAUUUUAUGUAAUAAAAUUUGAUUUUUUUAGUGUGAACCGUCCUUAUUUAUUUUUGUUGCCAUAUAUUCUUUGUACCGUCGGCAAUGAGACCGACAGACUGAAUUAGUCAAUUUC